This is a messenger RNA of Thrips palmi, 5456 nucleotides long. Its product is annotated as ubiquitin-protein ligase E3C. Lineage: Eukaryota; Metazoa; Arthropoda; Insecta; Thysanoptera; Thripidae. Bases 519 to 3728 code for a protein of 1069 amino acids. Gene Ontology annotation, molecular function: ubiquitin protein ligase activity. The record is from RefSeq and is a predicted model, not a curated record. Gene Ontology annotation, biological process: protein polyubiquitination; ubiquitin-dependent protein catabolic process. The transcript has 17 exons.
CACAACACUAGCAGACAGCAGGCAGAUGGGCGCGGCCCAUCAGCUGGAUUAUGGAACACUCGCACUGAGUGUUUUGUACUACAGCCACAUCUUUGGCUGUUUUCUCUUUCUUGCUUCGCCCAGGCAUUGCCGCUGAACUGCAGAAAAGCACUAGGCAGUGUGGCAGCAUUUGAAACGUUGAAUGGCUCGCGCUUGGAUAGCAGACAGCAGACGACACAGUCAUUUGUUCAACAUGACAGCGAACUUGAAAGGCAGUGAAGUCAUAGUUGUUUUUUGCUGAUUCGCCAGCCCUCUUCUCGUUCUAUAUUUUCUCUUUGAUUGAAAAUGACUCGUGGAUUUCCCCUAUUUUUAUGAGAGAAAGGACAGCCGUAUCUUCUUAAUACUUAAUUUAGCAAGAAACAAUUUUCCGUGCUCAAUUGCUGUGAACAGCCGACGCCGAAAUUAUGCAAGUUGUGUUAAUUUCCCAACACACGAACCAGUAAAUAAACUUGCUGAGUCAAAGAAUUUGAAGAGUAGCUAUGUCCUAUUAUAAUUUUGAUGGGGAGUUCCGGCGCAUGCCGCAGCAGUCCCUUGGAGGCGCUAGCAAAGUUGAGGACAGAGGUGAACUUAUUCGUAGAGCACAUUUUGAACGUCAAAAAAGAGAGGAACAAAGACGCAAGCUCAACAGUGUCAAAGUAAUCCAAGCAUUAGUUCGUAGUUUUCUGACAAGGACAAGUCAAAAACGGUCAAAACGAUCUGAAUUUGAUAGCUUAUUGUCGAGUUGUGGGAACAAUGUUGAUUGGAAGACUUUGUGUGGUCUCACUUCGCGAUUGCUAUUCUUUUACUCCCCAGAUGUAGAUGAGUCGAGGCUGUCGAGUAUUCUUGAAGCAUUGCUGAAACAAAAAGCUGCAGUUUAUGGAGCAGCUCUGAAAGCUGGUGACCCAUGGCAAUGGCGAUUGCGCCGCUUACUCUUAUUAAGUUUGCAGUAUGUAUGCUCAGCACGCUCAAAGGAUGCCAACACCUUUCCACUGAGAGUGAUAGAGGUAUUUACGUCAAUGGAUCAUGUCCAACAAGUCCUCGGUGCUCAUGGAGCUGUCCAGCAUAUGAGUAGUACUUAUUCCUUCCUUGUUGAGAAAGGUUAUAUGCAAUAUGUAAGAGAACUCCUUGAUAGCAGAACCCCGCCAUUACUUGAAUCCUCAACACAUCCUCCUACACCACUUGUUGGCUGUCUUCUAGAUAUGCUUGUCCGACCACUACAUUUGGUCUCUCAGACUACUGACCAUAACACUAGAGUGAUUUUAUUGAAAGGAUUCUGUGAGAGCAUACUCUGCCCCCAGCUUACAGAACCAAUCAAACUAUUUGUAUUGCCAGCCCUGUCUCAGCUCUCCAGUUUCCCAUUUGUUGCCCUGACAGAAGCACUCUGUUAUGAUCUCCGAACUGUGGUUCCAUUCACGUCAGUUCUGCUCUACUCCUUCUUGACGCUUGAUCCGUCUAAUCUUAGGCAAAAUGAAAUGAUGCCCAAACCAUUUCUUCAGAGCUAUCUUCAGAUUCUAGCAUCUCUAACUUCUAAAAUGAGUCAAGUGUUGCCACUUGCUGCCAAGCGGAAAGCUGAUGAUGAUUCAGACCAUGAUUCUGAUUGCGAAAUAGACAACAGGAGAAAAGGAGUGAACAAUGAGGAAAUCCAGGUGAUUGAAGAAUGUGUCUUCCUCAUCAAUAACCAAACAAGAGUGCAAACUUUACUGACUUCUUUAGAAGCUUGUGCAGGCGAUCCUUUAAUCCUGCAGCCUUUAUGUCAAGUUUGCCACAAUCUUCUUGUCUCACACCGAUCAGCUACUCAUCGCUACCGCAUUUUAAAUUUGUUGGCUCUGAGACCAUCAUUCUUGCGAGCAGUUUGGACUGCAGUUUUGGCAGUCACCCAGACAUCUAUUUUUGGAGAAGCCACUCCCUUACUAAAUGUAAUUGCAAGAGGUGUUCAGACUACGCCAGAUGAUUCUGUCAAGAUUGUCCCCCUGUUAGCUGUUUUUUGUUCACUGUAUACCAUGCUUCUGAUCACUCUGCAUGAUGCAGAGUUUUACUCUGAUCAAAUAAGUGCUUUGGGUGUGCCUCCUCAAAUUAUGCCAUUUACAUUAGAUGAAUUAAUUUUCAUAAGUCUUCGGCUGAAGGAAGUGAGCCUAGGCCUGGUCGAGCUUGCCUUUCCAGAAUCAAGGCCAUCUGUUCGGGAAGAUUAUCGCACAGCUGUGACCACUCUUCAUGACCAUCCCAUUGUAUCCCCUACUGCUCAAGACACUCAGAUGUGGUCACAUCUCUUCAAGGUGGUGGUUGGACUUGUACAACAACUUCAUGCACGUGAUUUGAGAAGACAGUUCUGUCCAACAGACCACUGGAUAUCAAAGCAAAUUGUCAUCCCAAUGGAAAAACCCAAAGACUUCAUAAUUCGUAGGCAACGGUUAAGAGCGUAUAGACCAUUCCAGACGAUCCGUGUCUUUACUCGCGACGAACUGGUUGACGGACCGCCUCUCACAACAAAAGAAGUCAGGGUUUUAACUAUUCUUAGGGAAUUACCAUUUUUAGUAGCCUUCCAGGAAAGAGUUCAGGUUUUCCAAUCUCUAGUUUAUAAAGACAAAGUAGAACACCAGGGAGAGGAUGUUCAGUUCCUCCUCGGUAGAAUUAUAAAUUUAAAUGUAAGAAGGUCCCAUUUAUACGAGGAUGCCUUUGACAAGCUCUCUCCUGAAAAUGAACCUGACCUGAGGCUCAAAAUGAGAGUGCAGUUAACUAAUGUUGCUGGAGCUGAAGAAGCUGGAGUUGAUGGUGGUGGACUCUUCAGAGAAUUUUUAUCUGAACUGUUGAAAACAGCCUUUGAUCCAAAUAGAGGCUUUUUUAGAACAACUAAUGACAAUUUAUUGUAUCCCAAUCCCAAUGUGCAUCUGAUUGUUGAAGAUUUUACACGUCACUACUAUUUUAUAGGUCGAGUUCUUGGAAAGUGCUUAUAUGAGAAUCUUUUAGUUGAAUUGCCCCUGGCAGAGUUUUUCUUAUCGAAACUUAUUGGAAGGAAUUCUGAUGUUGGUGUGCACCACCUGGCAUCACUUGAUCCUGUCAUGUACAAAAAUCUCCUUUUCCUCAAAAACUACAAGGAAGAUGUUGCUGAUCUGGGUCUUGAUUUCUCUGUUGUGAAUGAUGAGCUUGGUGAGACAAAGGUUGAGGAGCUUAAACCAGGAGGCUCAAAUAUUCCUGUAACAUCCGUUAAUCGAGUGGAAUACAUCCAUUUAAUGGCUGACUACAAAUUGAAUAAGCAAAUCCGAGCACAGUGUAAUGCUUUCCGGCAGGGGUUAGCAAAUGUUAUUCCUUUAGAAUGGAUUCAAAUGUUCAACAACAAGGAAGUACAAGUUCUUGUUUCUGGUGCAGAGAUUCCUGUGGAUGUGGAAGAUUUGAAAAAUCACACUAACUACACAGGUGGUUAUGAUACAAAUCAUGAGACAAUACGAUUGUUUUGGAAAGUUGUUCACAAUUUCACUGACAUCCAGCUUCGCCAACUUCUUAAAUUUGUUACAAGUUGCUCUAGACCUCCAUUGUUAGGUUUCAAGGAAUUGAAUCCUCCAUUUUGCAUUCAGCAUGGUGGAGGUGGUGAUAGAUUGCCAACAGCAUCAACAUGUAUGAACUUAUUAAAACUACCAGCUUUUGAAAAUGAAAAUCUUCUUCGCGAAAGGCUGUUGUAUGCCCUUCAGUCAAACGCAGGCUUCGAAUUGAGCUGAACAAAAAUUGAGGUCCUCAACAAAUACAGUAUGUUGAAAUCAUGUAGUCGAGUGAUGUUGGAUUUAUCAUCUCCUCAUUCAUGUUAGCAAACCACACAUGAGCAAAAAUGAUUUUGGUUUACAUUUAGUAGUGAAUGAAUCCUUGCAUCUUCCACUGGUUAAAUGUUGAACCAUAUUUGUCUGUUUUUUGACCAUGAUGAUUUUGUGCUUUUGUGAAAAUUGAACUAAUCUACUUCAAUGAGUUAGGAUUCCCUCUAGAAUUGUUCGCUUAUAGUGCACCAAUCAUUGGGCUCGAGGGCCUCUCCCCAAGUUUAUUUACUGAGGCCUUUCAGACCAUUUGUGGCAUAAAAGCCCAAUUCAUUUAAAAACAAACAAAAAAAAACUUGUUUUUUAAGUUUAAAAACCCAAUAAAAUUACUGUAGUCUUGGUGGGGGGUUGUACUUGACUGAAAUGAAAAACUGAAAAAAUGGACUAUCUUUCUAUUUUAACAAAAGCUUAAAUUACUUUCACUCUAAAAUCUACUUACCGUAUUUGAAAAUUUUAUCUUUUGAGUUUUUCUGACUGUUUGUCUUUCCUGUGAUAGAUUAUUGUUACUGUUCACUGUGCAAUCCAAGGAAAGUAAGAGGAAGGAAAUGAUUUUUUAGUUUUAUGUUGUUUUGAGGACUGUCUUGUACUGAAUUUAGGAAAUCAAAGUGUUGCAGCUGGUAGUUGUAUAGGAUUUCUUGGAUGAAAUCAUUUUUUACCUGCCAUUUUUGUGGUUAAAAUUUAUGUGUAACUGUGCCAACUGCUGUUCUUUGAACUGCUGACAGUAAUAUAUUGUUUGCUGCUGUCCUGUAUAUCGUCAAGUUUUAAAAGUGUGUCACAGUAUGGUGGCAAAAUUCUCUGAACUUACAAACUUAACUGCAAAGUUGUAAAAGUAUCGAAGUUCGAUAGCAUUCAAGUUUUAGAGUGGAAAUUCACUUGUGAGACAUUGUGAACCUCUCUUAUAACACGUACCGUACUUGUUGCUGAAGACAUUUCUCAACUUUGACUGAGUGGGAGUCUUGAAAUCUGUAGUGUUCUUAAUAAUAGCUUAGCAUUUUUAUCAGUGCGGUUUCCUCCUUUUCUUUUUGAGAUGGUUUUAGAAUUCCUUUUUUUUUCUGGUUAAUAUUGUUUGUUUUGAAACUCAACUGCACUGAUUAAGUGGUUAUGUGACUGCUCUGACUUCCCUUGCUUGUGUUAAUUGUAUAGCUUAUUCAGUUGAAAAUGUGUUGUUAUGGGAAACUUGAUUUUCUUACUAAGGAAUCAUGACGAUUGUUUAUGAGCUUUUGUUUGCAGCCGGCCAGUUUUGUAAGCUGUAAUCUUGUUUUAUAAAGAUUGUUUUGAAACAAAAUCGCUGAAUAUGUUUUGUGUCCUCUUGAAAUAUAAUCGUAAGAAAUCAGUUCAUAGAUAUUCUGAUGACUACAUUAGUAAAAUUUUUAUCUUUGUUUUUGUAUAUAUAGAAGUAAUGUAUUCUUCAGGAUACCUUUGUCUGUGGUAAUGUUCAUAGUAAUUUAAGUGAAAACAAGGGUGCCGAUGUGCUAGAUGUAGUGGUAACGAUGAAAUAAGUUAAAUUUUAUGAGAUGUCUACCUAUCUGGCAUAAAUGAGAGUACCUUCUCUUUCCAAUUAUGUUUCGAGGAUUGUGCAAUCUCUUGUGAAUUGCGUUUCUCUUUAUUGUUGCCUGAAAUUAUAUUUUUCAAAAACUACAA